Closterium sp. Yama58-4 is the source of this 636-nucleotide messenger RNA. The record is from the annotation of a GenBank genome assembly. Lineage: Eukaryota; Viridiplantae; Streptophyta; Zygnematophyceae; Desmidiales; Closteriaceae.
AUGGAUACUAGCGACGCCGAGGGAGACGCGGCAGAUCCCGACGACAGGCCGACACGUAGCACCUCCCCUGCGACUGGGCUUCAGUUUCUCCGAGGUGUGCGUGAAGACAACGUGCGCGAUGAAGACGAGCUGGGCGACGGCGGUAUCGCAUGGAUGCGCCGUCCUCGCAAGGAAUGUGGCGGCAUGGAAGAUGCGAAUGACGAAUGGUGUCCUUCUCCGCGCCCGACGAAUGACGCUGCUGAGUCGGACGGUGUUGAGGAGUGGAUCGCCUCGCCGCGGAACGAGGUUGCUGCAGAGCCGGCUGAAACGGUUGCAACGCAGGUUGUCGAUGCGGCCACUCCUGAGUCUACCGGUUCAGUCGCUGUGAAGAAGCAUCGUUUUACGCAGCAGGUUUUGCAGUGGGGAACACCGCCGCCGAAGCCCGUCGCUCCACCUCCCCGUGCUGCCCCACCCCCCAUUCGUCCCCUUACAGACGAGGAGAAGAAGGAGAAGGCGUAUUUGAAGGCGCAGAAGAGCUACACGUCUGAUUGGCUGCCGAAGUUCGACUGGCUGAUUCUGGACAAGACGCCAGGGGGUCUGCAUGGAGCACGGGAAGGACAACGCGCGGUACGGUCGCAAUGGCGCUGGCGGUCGUGA